Molecule: messenger RNA, 659 nt
Organism: Coffea arabica (coffee)
Lineage: Eukaryota; Viridiplantae; Streptophyta; Magnoliopsida; Gentianales; Rubiaceae
Product: barwin-like
Biological process (GO): defense response to bacterium; defense response to fungus
Molecular function (GO): RNA nuclease activity
Source: RefSeq, a predicted model, not a curated record
AACAUAUUUCUUCCAACUCAAAAAUGGAAAGGAUAAACCUAACACUUUUCCUUGCUAUCUUCCUGUGUUUUCUGAGCUUUGCUGCUGCACAAAGUGCCUCAAAUGUUCGAGCCACAUACCAUUUCUAUAAUCCUGCACAAAAUGGAUGGAAUCUGAAUGCAGUUAGUGCAUAUUGUUCAACAUGGGAUGCCAAUAAACCCCUGGCAUGGAGGAAAAAAUAUGGAUGGACAGCUUUUUGUGGACCGGUUGGACCUCAUGGUCAAGCUGCUUGUGGGAGGUGCUUAAGGGUCACAAAUAGAGCAACAGGAGCUCAAGUUACUGCAAGAAUUGUUGAUCAAUGCAGCAAUGGAGGGCUGGAUUUGGAUGCUGCUGUCUUUAAAAGACUUGAUACUGAUGGAAGGGGCAAUGCUCAAGGUCACUUGAUGGUCAACUACCAAUUUGUGCCGUGUUGAAGUCCUCGUUAAGAGGCUGGAAUUUCCUUUUUGUUACAAGAACUUGGAAUAACAUGUCAUGUCAAAAGAAUAUAAAAUUUGAGAUUUCUCUUCCAAUCUGAAUAAGUUCACUCCAUAGAGGACGAAAACUUUUUCAGAAGUAAAAUUUCGUGUGCAAGUUUGCAAUAAAAGAGUGAAUAAAACAGUCAUGACUUUUAUUAGGAAAUC